Molecule: messenger RNA, 771 nt
Organism: Vicugna pacos (alpaca)
Lineage: Eukaryota; Metazoa; Chordata; Mammalia; Artiodactyla; Camelidae
Source: RefSeq, a predicted model, not a curated record
AUGUACUGCUGUUCCGCCCUCAAGCUCAAGCAACUCCCCACCCCCGCUGCCCCUAGCUCCCCGCUGCCGACCCAGAGCCGAAGCCCCCAGUUUGAAGCACAGGCUCAGGCUCCUCUCCCGCGCCCGGAUUCUGGGCUCGGCGGACGUCCCACCCUCUCCCCACGAGGCGCCGGCCCGCGGGGCCCCGACUCCGUCGCCCAUUUCCCUCCCUCCCUCCCUCUCCUCCCCGGGCCGUCCCUGCCGGCCGCCAGCGUCCGCCCUCCCUCCGCCGCGGGGUCAAUCGGGGACAGGCGCCGCCCCGCCCUCCCGCGGCCGAGCCCACCCCAAACGCCGCGCGACCCCGGAGCCCUCCCCGGGACCCCGGCGGGACCCCGGCGAGAGCCGUCCCGAGCGGCCGCGGCCCCGCGGAGAGGAGCGCGCCGUGCUCUCGGCCGCGGCAACCCCGGGGACGCGCAGAGGGCGCCUGGGGCGGAGCGGGGCGGAGCGGGCGCUGCUGCCCCCACAGGGGCCUCGUGGGCGCUCCAGGGCGGAGAAUCGCGCGGUUCGUCGGGCUGCGCACCCCGGAGGGGUCCUGCCCUGAAGCUCGCGGGUCCCCUGGCCCGGCCCUGCGGCCCCUGGAGGCUCGGUCUCACCCUCCUCCGCGCGCGUCGGGCAGCCUUGAGCGCAGCGCCGCCGAGGGGUACCGCCAGGGCCAACGCAGCGUCCAGGCCCUCCUCCCCGGAGCGAGCGCCCAACUCCAUGGCUCCAAGCUCCCAGCACUUUUUUUUUUAA